AUGAACAACAUCGACGAGGAAUAUGACCGGCUUGUUGAACACCUUCACGACUGCGCGGAGAAGGCUGAGAGUCUUAAAACCACCAAGAGACGCCUAGAAGCGAUAAAGGAAGACCUUAAAGAGAGAAGAGCAGAAGUGCUGGCUGAAGCUGCAGAGGCGGGGAAAAGCAUCCGCUAUGCCCGUCGAGACAUCGCCAGUCGCAAGACGAGGAUGAUUGCUCUCCGGAACCCAAAGGGAACAGCCAUUGCAUCGAGAAGGGGGAUGGAGAAAAUAAUCUACGACUUCUACUCUGAUCUCUUCGACAGCCAUGUCCACUUGCCUCCUCACCAUCUGAGGGAAGAUGGACAAGUCAUUCCAGAGGUUUUCCCUCUGAAAUACGACAUGCUAUCAUGUCGCCUUCCGCCAGUACUCAUCAACACCCUGGUGAGGCUCUUUACACGUUAUCUGUCGGAAUGCAAUGUUCCUAAACAGUGGAAGACGAGAAAGACCGUGUUGUUGUAUAAAAAGGAAGAUCCACAUGACAUCGGCAACUAUCGUCCAAUCUGCCUACUGUCCGUCAUCUACAAACUCUUUACAAGAGUAAUCCUUAAUAGGAUUGAAACAGUCUUGGAUGAAGGACAGCAAUGCGAGCAAGCAGGGUUUCGAAAAGGAUUCAGCACGAUUGACCACAUUCACACUGUUUCGAAACUCAUCGAGGUAUCACGAGAGUACAAGAUGCCGCUCUGUCUCACCUUCAUCGCCUUGAAGAAAGCCUUUGACUCAGUUGAGACGGAAGCGGUCGUGGAAGCCUUGGACAACCAAGGCGUCCCUACUCAGUACAUAAAGGUACUUCGAGAGUUGUACAGUAAAUUCACGACCGGAAUUUCGCCAUUCUACAAGAACGUCAUCAUUGACGUGAAGAGGGGGGUCCGACAGGGAGGAGACGAGCGGCUUGGAGGUCUUCUUCACUACAUCGAGGAUGUAGUGAAGAAGACCAGGAACACCCGGCUCCGUGCUCACCUCUUCAACACCACCGUACUUCCUGCUUUGACCUAUGCUUCGGAAACCUGGGCAUUUCGCAAGCAGGAAGAAAACGCGGUGAGCGUCAUUGAACGCGCAAUUGAGAGAGUGAUGCUAGGAGUAUCCCGUUUCAUGCAAGUGAGGGACGGGAUUCGAAGUUCUCUCCUACGUCAACGAUCGAAGAUUAGAGACGCCGCCGCGUUUGAAAAGGAAAGUAAAAUAAGUUGGGCCGGACACGUGAUGCGCUUCAACGACAACCGUUGGACCAGAGCCGUGAGCGACUGGGUUCCCCGCGAUAUUAAGUGCACUACAGGAAGACCGCCGACCCGAUGGUCAGAUUUCUUCACGAAGUCCUUCAAAGAAAAAUAUGAUGCUCUUCGUGUCCCACGCGAAAGGAGGGACCACUGGGCUACUCUGGCACGCGAUCGGGACAAAUGGAAGAAUUACUGGCGCCCGCUCGACCAGUUCGAAGAUCAACGGGAGCCAAGGUGA
Molecule: messenger RNA, 1491 nt
Organism: Necator americanus (New World hookworm)
Lineage: Eukaryota; Metazoa; Nematoda; Chromadorea; Rhabditida; Ancylostomatidae
Exons: 4
Coding region: 1-1491 (496 amino acids)
Source: RefSeq, a predicted model, not a curated record